AUGGCGGCUAAUUCCCUACAUGCUCGUCUGGGGCGCCUUCGGGCUGGUCUUCAUCGUAUGCAAUACCUCGCUUCAAUCGCAAGUUUUCCCCUCUGGCACUACGGACUGACGUACAAUGCGCAGGUCUGGCUGUUCAUCACACUCUUCGUCCCAGACCCACGAAAACCACUUCCGACUGAGAAAAUGUUCACGACGGUCGAUGCAACGGGCAACGUGACCGAGACAGAGCCUCUGCCCUGCUGGUACGACGACCUGGUACGACGGUACAGUGCGGCCAGGAAGCAGGCGGGACAAGACGACAGGGAGACGGACUUCGACCUCGAGAACGAGAUCGAGCCUGCGGAGCUCUUCAUGUCCCUCGUCGUGCCCGCCUACAACGAGGAACACCGGCUGACGGGCAUGCUGGAGGAGGCGGUCAAUUAUCUGGAAAACGCAUACGGAACCACCAACGCGGCGGCGGGCGCUAUAGUUGAAAUCGCAGAGGAGAAGGAGUCCCCAUCGCCAUCUGAUUCAAAGAAGACGACCAGACGGCGGAAAGCGAACGGCGCGACGACGUCGACCAGAUCCUCCAACGCGACGUCAAAACCCCCCUCCUCGUCCACACUAUCCCGCGCAGCCAAAGGGUGGGAAAUCCUGCUGAUCGACGACGGCUCGACAGACGACACACUUCUGACAGCGCAGACGUUCUCACGCGUGCACAUCCUCCCAAAACACCCCCGGCGCGCCUCGGGGCCGUGGACACACCGCUCCGAAACGGCAGUCAAGAUCCCACCGGGCUCGAUACGAAUGGUCUCGCUGUCCCCGAACCGCGGUAAAGGCGGGGCGGUGACGCAUGGGAUGCGGCACGCGCGCGGCCAAUACGUGGUGUUCGCCGACGCAGACGGCGCCAGCGACAUCGCGGACCUGGGCAAGCUGGUGUCGGCGUGCCAGGAGGCAGAGGACGAGCGGGGCCGCGCCGUUGCGGUCGGGUCGCGCGCGCACCUGGUGGGCAGCGCCGCGGUGGUGCAGCGCAGCAAGCUGCGCAACUUCCUCAUGCACUCGUUCCACCUGUUGCUCAAGCUGAUGACGCCGCCGGCGACGGCCCGCAUCCGCGACACCCAGUGCGGCUUCAAACUGUUCUCGCGCGCCACCCUUCCGCACAUCGUGCCGCACAUGCACAUGGACGGCUGGAUCUUCGAUGUCGAGAUGCUCAUGCUCGCCGAGUUUGCCGGCAUUCCCGUCGUCGAGGUCCCCGUCGGCUGGAGGGAGGUCGUCGGUUCGAAGUUAAACGUCGUCAAGGAUAGUAUCGCCAUGGCCUGGGGUCUUGCGCUGUUGAGGCUUUGUUGGGGGGUCGGCAUUUAUAGACGAUGA
Molecule: messenger RNA, 1350 nt
Organism: Exophiala aquamarina CBS 119918
Lineage: Eukaryota; Fungi; Ascomycota; Eurotiomycetes; Chaetothyriales; Herpotrichiellaceae
Product: dolichyl-phosphate beta-glucosyltransferase
Exons: 1
Coding region: 1-1350 (449 amino acids)
Cellular component (GO): endoplasmic reticulum membrane
Source: RefSeq, a predicted model, not a curated record